AUGCAGAGAAAAUUCCCGACCAACAGGAAGCAUGUCAAGACCAACAUCAACCAGCUGAGACGUAAGAUUACAAAGAGACUCAGAGAUAUCAACAACCGCAGUGCUGACACACUCGUCGAAGAGGUAAACAACACAGACGACGCCCGGAGAUACUUUGGAGCCUCUAAGAUACUCGCCAAAGGAUAUGUUAGACCAGCUCUAACCGUCCACAACCCUGCUGGGAAUAUCGCAGAGAUAGAGAGAGCCAUCAGUAAACUCAAGUCUGGUAAAGCAGUGGGUAUUGAUAAAGUUCCUGGCGAGGUCAUGAAAGCCCUGAACAACCCCCUCCUUCAUGAAGAGCUGGCUAAUGUGUUCAACGAGUCUUUCGAGAAAAACAUUCACAUUGAAGCAAUAGGAGCAGGCAUCCUCACACCACUGGCUAAGCCUGGUAAAACUCAUGGCCCAGUUAAGUCGAUACGACCAUUGCAAUUGACCCUGCUGAAUGUUUCUAGAAAGAUCCUGUCACUGAUAGUGCUAAACAGAAUAGAGAGAGCUGUGGACAACUUCACCGGACCGUUCCAAGCUGCCUACAAAGCUGGCAGGAGCUGUGCCGACCUAGUUUGGGCACAGAGCAUGCUCAUAUCUGUAGUAAUGAAGAAGGAGUUUGAAUGGAACAAAGUGAGUAUCGACAUGUUAGCUGCCUUCAAUACCAUCCGCAGAGGUACAACAAUCAGACUACUAGAAGCUGCAGGAUGCUCCAGAGACGACCUGAGGCUUGUACAAUACCUCAUGGCUAACACCACUCUAGUAGUCAGAGUGUGUUCUACUGACUCAGAGAUGUUCUCUUUCAACAUAGGAGCCUCCCAAGGAGACAGCACAGCUGGUAAAUUGUUUACCCUCAAUCUAGCUGGAGCUGUAGUGCACAUAAGAGCAGUCCUCCCCUCAAGACCCAACCCUCCGAUAGCCGAUAACCACAUGCCUCUUGAGUCCGGCUAUUCAGACGAUUUAGAGGAGAUUGGUGAAGAUAUGGAGGAGUUACAGGAUAUCUUUCAGAUCUCCAAGAAUAUUCUCAGUGAAUGGAGUCUCUUUGUCAAUGACACAAAGACAAAGUUUACCAGAGUGUAUUUAGAAGAAGUUGGUGCCUGUGACGAGUGGGAUAAUGAACUAAGAGGAAAAGAGGAGUGGAGAAACGAGACGCUUCUUGGUACUAAGCUUGGAUCAGAGCAGGAUGUUACUAAUAGAAUAAAUAAAGCUAACUCUGCCUUCUGGUCAUUUGACAAGCUGUGGUGCCAGGGAUCAGAGAGGAGUCAGAUAACUGAGAAGAGAAAGAUCAAACUCUACGACUCACUAGUAGUAUCAGUGCUCCUGUACAACUGCUGCUGCUGGGCCGUACCUCAGCAUGUUCUAGAGUCUGUAGAUGUUCUUCAGAGGAAGCACCUCAAGCGCAUCCUACACAUAUAUUGGCCUAGCUCAAUAUCUAACAAGGCCCUCUACGCUCGUACCCAGACCAGGCCCCUUUCCGAGAGAGUGGAAAAGGCACGGUGGACAAUGCUAGGUCAUGUUCUACGCAGUGACAACGACACACCUGCCUACCAGUCUCUGUUAUUUGCUACACUAGGAUGUCAAACAGUGGACGAGUGGGUAGACACAGGACUAAUUUGUAUGAUAUUAUUGUGA
Messenger RNA from Bolinopsis microptera, 1656 nucleotides. RefSeq lists its product as uncharacterized. Bases 1 to 1656 code for a protein of 551 amino acids. The transcript is spliced from 2 exons. The record is from RefSeq and is a predicted model, not a curated record. NCBI's taxonomy places the organism in Eukaryota, Metazoa, Ctenophora, Tentaculata, Lobata, Bolinopsidae.